UGCCGUAUUCGUCUGCCAGCGUGUCAGGUCGCAGGCAACAGCCAUUGGGGAACGACGCAUUCUCGGGUGUCUUCCACCGUCUCGCCUCGAGCACGUUACCGCGGGAGUUCAGAUUUCGCGAUACAGAAGCACCGCUUUGACCGCGGCGAGGGCACAGCACAAUCCGCCGCAGCGUGUACGUCGACGUCGCCGAUUCGGAAAACCGUCGACGCGAUUCGCCGCCGCUUUCCCGCGCUCUCGGCACGAAGCGCGCACACACAUUCUCUCUCGUAGUCGACGUGUGACCUGCUCGACCACGAAUCCCGUGGCACAAAUGAUGAAGGGCCGUCCUCAGUUUCGCCGUCGAUUCAGCCUGCAACCCUCGUCGCCCUUGAAAGAGGGACAAGAAGAUGGAACGACGAAGAAUGUCAGAAAUGACAGGCUAUCGGAGUCGGACAACGGCGGCGGAAAGUCGGUCGAGAGUUCAAUUCGGCACAAGAUCGUCGUGAUGGGCGCGGCGAAGGUCGGCAAGUCGGCGAUAAUAAAUCAGUUCCUUUACAGUACCUUCACUCCCAAAUACAAGCGCACCGUCGAGGAGAUGCAUCACGGCGAUUUCAACCUUUCCGGGAUCCACUUGACACUCGACAUCCUGGACACGUCCGGCUCGUACGAGUUCCCAGCGAUGAGAGAUUUGUCUAUCAAAUCGGCCGACGCCUUCAUUCUGGUUUACGACGUCAACGAUUCCAAUACUUUCCUCGAGGUGAAGACCCUUAGAGCCCAGAUACUCAACACGAAGGGCGCUGUACCAAUCGUGGUCGUCGGUAAUAAGGUCGACCUCGUAGAAGCAAAACAAGCGGUGGAGUCCGAGAGUACGAGAGACCUAGUGACCAUGAAAUGGGAGAACGGUUUCGUGGAGGUGUCCGCGAAGGAGAACCUCAACAUCAGUCAAGUAUUUAAGGAGCUGCUCAUCCAAGCGAAGCUGAAGUACAAUCUCAGUCCGGCUCUGCAACGUCGCCGUCGACAAUCCCUGCCGCCUCCGCAGCAUAUAAACUCGCGCAGCAGCGGCACCCACGUGCCAUCUGCGGCUCAGCUGCAACAUCUGCAACAGAUUCGCGAGCGCUCCGAAUCCAAGAGGAACUCCUGCAUCCUGUCGUAAAGAGCGGGCUUCUCGCGAGAGACUUCCCUCCCUCGCCCGAUAAUCCCGCGACAAUGAGCACAACGCGACCUAUUAACGAGAUCGAAUUUUCGCGUUCGAGACUCGUCCAGGUGCGACGCGCGACAGGUGGUUAGUUAGCUCGGGAGGGUCGUCUCGUCGCGUAUCGUGGACGCACCAUGGAUGCCGAUUCGCGGCUACUUAGAACGCGUGCGGAGGAUAUCGCGGAUGUAAAUCGAUACUCGUCAUCGAGCGAGUCGGAGCGGGGACGCGCGUACUCGAGGAGGUCUCGUCGCUGGUGUCGUUUCUUUCAUUUCCGCAUCGAUUUACGGAUUAUCUGCGCGAGCAAUGGCGUUUUCGCCAUGGGAGGAAUUAAGCGCAAUACACUCACUGAGAAACUUAACUUAGUCGAAUCAACAAAAUUCUUGUUUGAACAUCGGUUAACAAGUGUUUACUUGUAAGAUUUGCUUUUCUGAAUUAAAAGUUGAUCAAGGAAGCCAAACCUUGGUCCACCAGACUUUGGUUUUUCUAACCGAAACAUUUGUUUGCCCAUAUCCAAGCAAGAAUUUUGUUGAUUCAACUAAACGAAUUUCUCAGUGCAGCGCGCGUGUAAAAACCGAAUUUCUGCCUAAUUUGGAAACUUUGAGCCUGGAUCUCUAACGUUCUCGGCGACUACGCGAACCGUGUUUCGUCGGUCCGAGGAGCACGUCUCGCGAAACUUCCUUCGGUGUGUGUAAACGUAUUAGAAUCUCGUUUCGCAAAUUAGUUUCAGGAGGAACGACAGAUUCGAAAUAAGUGCGUCUUCGUUCGAGCCGGAUUCGAUCCGUGCUGAACAUUCUCGCCCCUCUGAUGGAAACACACGAACACGCUGCUUCGUCGAUGAAAUGCAAAGUGAACCGAUAGGAUAUCGGCGAUAUGAAUAAUAAAAGAAGCACCGUGGGCAAGCCUCGUUUCCUUCCUUGUGAUAACUGUGUCCGUUUAGAUAACGAACGAUUUCAAAGAGUCAAUUUCUAUCAUCGCACGAAGAGCCGUUCAUUUCGUCGAGCACGCGAAAAGAAUCUUUCAUAGACGUGGAUAUAUCGCGGAUUCUAUUAGUAACUCCUUCACAAUUGGCUUGCAAGCGACUACUUUCCAUCAUCUUUGCCACGAACACGAGACGGACUGACAGAGUUAUGAAGCAAAACGCGACCUUGAAACGUCGUUUGUAGUAAGACCGAGAGAUCGGUCGUUCGAGAAUUAGAUUGGUUCGAUUGGAAGAUCCUAUCCGCCGAUCCUAACCGAACUAUUUCUGUCCGUUCGCGCGCGCGAGGAAAAAGUAAAAUUCAAUUAAAAGUUAAAAUCGGGCCUGAUUUCAGCGAACGGAUCGGAUCGAAUGUACACGCGAGUUGCUUUACACAGCCGUAAGAGUUACGAAUGCAAAAGUUAACCUCUCUUCGUAUUUAUAGAAAAUAAAAUUAUAUAAACUGGAAAGAAAUAUGGGGAUCUUCGAAACAUCUGUUGGGAGGAAUCGUUUACUUUCGGCACGUGGGAGUUAAAGACGUGAGAGACGUUUUGUUACUACGCCUUAAUUCGCAUUAAGAUACAUUAAACGAAACUUUAACAAUAAUACGACAUUACGUGUGAUCUUCCUUCCGUAUUGUCUUUCGACUGCAAUCGGAGCAAUUAUCAUCUAACUAAAGAAAAUUGUAUCGACAGUUUCACUCGUUCUAUGAGAUUUACAUACGAACGGUCAUAAUUCCGAAUUAUAUAAUUACGUAGCUUUAUUGUGACGUUCGUAUAUUCUAGUAUCGUGUUUCAGGGUUAUUUCGCACUGCCCGCUCUUUUAUUAUCAUGGAUUACACAUAUACAUUGUAAAAUUCGUCACGAUAAUAUUACGAGACUUCGUCUACUAGUCAUACUUGUAAAGUAAGAAUUGGAUCUUUCAUCUCCUUAUCAUUUGUAUAUGGAUGUACACACAUUUUGUUAAAACUUAUUGAUAAUAUUAUUCCUACGAACGUGUUUACUUAUUAUAUAUGUCAGGGGAAAUGAUAACGACGAAAAGAAGGAGGUAACGAGACGAAGAGCCGCCGUAUUAUGCGAACGGGCGAGUGAAUAUGCAGUCUCGCUUUAUACGACCGCGCAGACCGGAUUUAUCGGGCAAAAAAGGGAAACAACUUGUUCUAUGUAGCGCGCUGGACACGUUAGACAUUUCGAAUAUUUUUAAUCUCGAUAUGCUGAAUACACGAAAUACGCAGAGAGAGAGAGAGAAUAUAUAUAUAUAUAUAUAUACAGAGAGAGAAUGUAUAUAUAUAUAUAUAUAUACACAUAUAACUUGUGUGUGAAUGCAUGUACGAACGUGAGUCUGUACACUUACGUUUCGCGUAUCGAUGAUUAUUCUAUUGGUAAGACACUUUUUCAGCUAUUGUUCAUAAUGAAAUUUAGAAGAAAAGAGUUUAAUGUAAAUACUGUCCAUAUAAUGUACUUUAUUUUCAAACUAGAACGCCAUUAGAUAGAAUGUAUUUCUUUCAGUAUGUACACUCUCUCGAUAAGUAUGGGAAUAUAUAUAUAGUAUACAUUCCAACAAAUUAAACAUUGUCCUGAAUCGAAAAUUGUGAGAAAUUGUUAGUGAUGUGCUAGAUAAUUGGUGAAAUGGAUAUACGUGCAAUACACCGUUAAAUUUCAUGAAACACCAGCGAACUGUAGGAGAAGCGAUUGUGUGUGCUUGUUAAUGUUACAUUUAGAUACGUGUUAGAAACGUGUUUGACUGUUUGUCUUGUACUACUCUCUCCCUCUUUCUCUCUUCAUGAAUAUUCAAUUGGAUUAUAUUCAAUAUUACUUUUAACUUUUUACUCUCGUUUAUUACAAAUUCUAAGUAGUUGAUGCUUACUAUAAAUAAAAGAAUAUUUCGUUGUUCAAGUUCUUUACCGGGGAUAUUAACGAAUGCCGUCGAUAACUGUCGUGAAAUUUAACAAGUAAACUUUCGAAAUGGUAAUUCCUUGUCUUCGGGUGAGCUCGAACAUUAUUUUCUUUUUCUCCAAACCAUAGUCACGUACGUCUCUUUGUUAUUACAGAGUAAAUUAACGAGGAGGAAGAAAAUAUAUAUUUUAGUCGCGUCUAGCGUUAGAGAAAUAUUAUAAACAUUUAUAUAAAUAAUAUAAUAUUCCGACGUUGGUAUCUUACUACCUUGAGACCCACAUUGGGUUUAAUUUUACACGGAUGUACACACGAUUAAGCACUUUAAUAUAACUUUAAGAAUUAAUUACAUAUGUGUAUGUGUGUGUACCAUUGACUCGGUGUUCUGUUAGUAUUAAACAACAACAUAGUUUACAGUUUCAUCUGAAUGUACGAUUGUUUACGUAGGAAGCGAUAAUCCGAAUGCGAUUAUCUCAUUCGAAGGAAAUAUAUUUUUGAUUUCACUCCUGUUGUGUAUAAUUUCCUUCGGCAGGUAAAAUUUGGUUCGCUCUAUAUGAGACGACGACACAAGCGUAUUAGCAAUUAAAUAUAAAACAGAUUGUGAGUGUGUUAUUUUCUUAUAAAUAUUUCGGCGUAUCCUCCUAUGAGCGGCCAGGAAAAGAAACAUAAAGUCGAGAGAUACACGCCGUCAUAAUCCCAUUGUAAGAGACUUGUGCGAACUGUAACUAAAGCUUAUACAGCUACCUUAUGAAUGCAGACAUGUAACAAUGACUGCAGUCUUUUCCUCCAUCUCUGUAUAAAAAAAAAUGUGUGGCGACAAGUGCUAGUUGCGUCAGCAUUUGAGUUUGUAUCAUCGCAUUAUUACAAAUUAAUGAAUAAAAUGUGCAGUAUUAU
Messenger RNA from Dinoponera quadriceps, 4918 nucleotides. RefSeq names its product ras-related protein Rap-1. Gene Ontology annotation, molecular function: GTPase activity; GTP binding. The coding region runs from base 314 to 1135 and encodes 273 amino acids. The record is from RefSeq and is a predicted model, not a curated record. Lineage: Eukaryota; Metazoa; Arthropoda; Insecta; Hymenoptera; Formicidae. The transcript is spliced from 4 exons.